GAGGCGGCACGGCGCGAGGUAGCCUCGAUGCCGCUCCGUGCUCCGAAUUUUUUAAACAGUUUGUGCGGACGUAAAAUUAUUUUGCAUGUCAAGAUGGGAUCCGUUACUAAGCGAGUGUUAUAUUUGAUAAGCGCUUGAUAUACACUAGCAGCGAACUUUAACUGCAAUAUUACGAUCGCAAGUGGAUUUGUGAUGGAUUCGAUGUACAAAGUUUAUUUUCGUCGCUUUAUAACCGCAUCAGUAUAUUUACGCACAUUUCCCCAUAUUUUAGCCAAUUCCAAACACGCCUUUCCACACUUUUAGGAGUUACCCGUUGGUCCAAACUUAGUGACUUAUCAUCCAGUAUAUCAGAACUAUAUCAAAGAAACCUGUAUUCAUAUCUCUUUAACUUUAAGAUGUAAAUAAGUAUAAAUAUUUGUCUGGUGCGUGGACCAAACUUGUGGAUUAAAAGAAUUAAUUUAGGUGUAAAUAAGUGUACUGUGUAUGUAAUAAAUAUAGUUUUUAAUAAGUAUUGGUUUCGGCUGGUGCCAGCGCAUCAAAUAUUUACUGCUAUCGAUUCUUCAUAAACGCAAGAAAAAGGAAUUUCUUGGCAACUUAAAGCUAUAUUACGAGCAAAAUGUCAGCUCCCACAACGGAUAGCACUGAAGCCAUCACCAACUCAGGAUACGGGAGUAGUGACGAGACUGCUAGUCUAUUAGUCUCCGGGCCUUCAGUCACUGUCAUCGUUCCAUCAGUCGCUUCCGAAAACAGAACCGUCAAACCUGUUUUACAAAGACAAGAUUGCACGACACAUUUGCGUCCGCAAUUGUCCGGUGGACCGGGAAGUGAGGAAAGUACAACCUCCGUCAGAUUGGAAGACGGAACGGCAAGAAGCGUCCCGGAUAUAGAACUACAAUGUCGAGAGCUACCCACAGACCGCCCUCAGACGCUCGUGUCUCCUGUCGCUACCUGCUCCCACCGAGGGUCAGUGACCGCCUGCCAACUAGUACCGCAGACGUACUCUAGAUGUCGCGUUUGCGAGCGGCGACAGUCCACAGCACCCAUGUCUGCGUUGCAACUAGCGCGAUCUGUGUCGCGAGAAAGCGUACGUUCCGCUAUUCACUACCCGUGUGGUUGCAGUUCGCUCCACGCAGUUAGUACUUGUCCUGUUAUACAACCUCCAGCCUUAUUGCUGCCAGCAACAAGUACCAGAAUCAUCCGACAGAGCUCGCAGCCGGAGUCUAGCGCAUGCGCGGCUCACUGUCCUCAUCAUGGCCACCACCAUCCUAGCGCCUCCCUGCGGCAACUCCGAGAACCAGGGGACGGAAUAGCAGGCAUCGCAGCUGAUUCUCUGCGAAUCAACGGCGGCAUGCGGCCCUUCAAACAGGGACUCCUUCUCUGCCCUCAAACCUUGUCGCAGACUCGUCGCGCCCGGCUGAGACGAGCAUUCACUGAAGCCACCGGAGACACAGUUACCUACGUUAAGACGGCCUGUGCUACUCGGGAUCAGAUGUCACAGCUACGCAAGCCGGUGUCGACGCUCUCGAUCCCUGGCGCUAUGAAGGCGUACUCAGGAGGGGGGAGGGACGCGGCGGGCGAGGAAGCUGGCGUGGCGUUGGUCGGUGUGCACAGCGAGUAUCCACGCUUCGGCGAAGAGCGGGCGCUCGGCGGCGGCACGUACAAGGGCGGGGGGACAGCGAAGCACAAACCCAAUAUAGGAUAUAGAUUAGGUAGAAGAAAGGCGUUAUUUGAAAAAAGAAAAAGAAUAAGUGAUUACGCUUUAGUAAUGGGAAUGUUUGGUAUUAUAAUAAUGGUUAUAGAGAAUGAACUAUCAAGUGCCGGUGUGUAUACUAAGGCAUCAAUAUAUUCCCAGGCGUUGAAGACGCUUAUAUCAAUGUCAACUGUGAUUUUACUUGGCCUAAUCGUCGCGUACCACGCAUUAGAAGUACAGUUAUUUAUGAUAGACAACUGCGCUGACGACUGGCGGAUAGCUAUGACGUGGCAGCGGAUAGCCCAAAUAGCUCUAGAACUGGCUAUAUGCGCCGUCCACCCCAUUCCGGGACAGUACACCUUCACUUGGACUACUAAACUAGCCAACAAAGGGGGAGUCAUAGGAGUGGAAGUUGGCACAAUGUAUAAGCAAAUUCAGGUCCCGUAUGACGUCACACUAUCUCUGCCAAUGUUCUUUCGGCUCUAUCUCAUAUGCAGGGUUAUGUUACUUCACAGUAAAUUAUUUACUGACGCUUCCUCCAGAAGUAUAGGAGCUUUAAACAGAAUUAAUUUUAAUACUAGGUUUGUUCUGAAAACCCUCAUGACAAUUUGUCCCGGCACCGUGCUACUAGUUUUUAUGGUAUCAUUAUGGAUUAUAGCGAGUUGGACUCUCAGACAGUGCGAAAGGUUUCACGACGAAGAACACGCUAACCUACUGAAUGCAAUGUGGCUUAUUGCGAUUACGUUUCUCUCCGUCGGUUUUGGUGACAUUGUGCCAAACACAUAUUGCGGCAGAGGUAUUGCUGUAAGCACCGGUAUUAUGGGGGCAGGCUGUACUGCACUGUUAGUGACGGUCGCCUCAAGAAAGUUAGAGUUGACUCGCGCUGAGAAACAUGUGCACAACUUCAUGAUGGAAACUCAACUCACAAAAAAGCUGAAAAACGCCGCAGCCAAUGUACUUCGGGAGACAUGGUUAAUAUACAAACACACAAGACUUGUGAAAAGGGUGCACCCUGGAAGGGUCAGGACACAUCAGAGAAAGUUUCUAUUAGCAAUUUAUGCAUUACGAAAAGUAAAAAUGGAUCAAAGGAAAUUAAUGGACAACGCCAACACGAUAACAGACAUGGCAAAGGACCCCUUUUUAUUUCAGACUCAGAAUACGGUCUACGAAAUUGUGUCAGAUAUGAGCACGAGGCAAGAUACAAUCGAAGAGAGGCUGACUAGUUUAGAAGAAAAACUUACAACGUUGCAAGAACAAGUAAACACGUUACCAGACGUGGUGGCCCGGUGUCUGCAGCAAUGCUGGGAGCGAGCGGAGCAGCGAAGAAACUUCCUCCAUCCUGACACAGCCGCCGCGCCUACUCCACCGUCAUCUACCAUCGCUCCUUAUGCUAGAACUAUAGCGUCAGCAUCUCACCCGUGGCCACCGAGCCCCGUGCUCCAAUCAGCUGCGCGGACGCACUCGGCUCCAGAGAGCACGAGCGCUCCGUCCCCGACUCCUGCGCACCCGACCAGCCCCGCGCCGCACGCGCGCCCCCCUCUCCCCAGCUGAGUACCGCCCUCCAACUCCGAACUCCUCUGCUGAACUCGACGAAACUCGGCCCCCCUCCUAUAUCGAGACUACGCCUCAAGGCUGUCGGGAAAAUUGUUUUAUUUAGUCCAAACACUCGAUUUACAAAACAAAAGCGCUAGGUAUUAAGUUUAACGAAUUUACAUUAGUUGACUGACAUCAAAAGUGUUCAAUAAAUAAACCUACAAAGCCUUUUAAUAAUAACAAGUCUUUAACAGUGAAAUGUCACUUAUUACAUUGAUGAUGUUAAUAAAAUAAUUUUCUGAGAAACAAUAAGAAUGAACUGCACUUACCAAACCCAUCUUUGUAGUCAUUGUAAUGUACUUGAAAUAAACAGAUAAUUCUUUACUUUUUUUUUUCAUGAUGUGAAAAUGACUGCCGGUCUCUGGUCUCCAUAGGCAAUGAAACUAAACAAUGUUUUAAUUUUGAAUGCCUUAUGAACGCGUUUUAAUAACGACUUAAAUUUGAGUGAUUUUGAUGUCUUCGUGUAAAGUUGCCAAUGUCUUUUUAUUGACAAUUGGAUAUGAAGAGACAGUGAAACGAUUUUUCCGACAACCCGAUGGAUCACGCCGCGGUGCGAGCAGGAUAGCCGUAGUUUUCAUCGCUGUUCCUCAAAGUUUCGGAAGUGCCAGACUGUUCUUUAGUGUUAUUGUUUAGAUAGUGAAUGAAAUGCGGCCGGAGGGACAUGCUGUUGUGAUUAUACAAAAUGCUUUAUCAAUAGACGCUUUAGGUAAUAAAUUAGAAGAUAUUUUGAUUACAUUAUCAGCAUUAGAAUAGUUAGGUGGACAUUACACGUCCGUUCACGUUUUAUCUACAAUUCAAGGAACCAAAUUAAGUACACUGUUUUAUAAUAACUUCGUGUGUAUUUACUAAAGUUAACUGUAUUCUGAUGAAUUGAGAAAUCUUUUUAAGCAACGAAAUCGAGAUUAGUUUUCAGAGAUUUCUUAAUAUAGACCUUAGAGCAGAACAUAGCAGUAUAGGCCAAUAUAUUAGUUUUUACUUAGUAAAUUGUAUUUACUGAACCGAAAUAGAUAAAAUAUGUUGACAAAAUACGCAUGUCUAAUGUAAAUUGUACACGAAAUUAGAAUCCAGCUUGGAUGAAAGAAUAUAAUGGUUUUUGUUCCUUGUCUAAAAUUAGUAUAAAAUUUAUUAAUUAUAACAAGUGAAAGUUUUUUUUUUUGCUCUGCAAAAGAUUUAAUGUGGUCAAUUGAUUUCAUUGCGUAAUAAAAAAAAAGAAUUUCUAGAUUAACUUUUCGCCUAUAAAAUUUGAAUCAUCCCAUAAAAUGUAUGAAUCUGUAUACACACUUUAUCUAGAUAUAGUUGAUAAUAAAAUUGUUACUACCUGCCUAUUGACAAGUAGAUUGUAACUUUUUUAAAGAUUAGUUAGUAAGUAAAGCUUUGUAUAAGUAAUAAGAUUGAUGGCUGUCUACAUAGUGCCUAAAACACUACGAAAUUUCGAUAACUCAGUUUUAUCCUUAUAAAGUGUAAAUAGGUAAGUGAAAUUGAGAGCAUAAUAUACUUAUAGCAAAUAUCUCGGUAGAUGUACAAGAAUGUAAGAUGGGAUCAAUUUCUUUGCACAUUUUAGUUGUAUUAAUGUAUUUUUAUUGUGGUGCGUUAGUUUUGUUUUUUUUUUUACUUCAAUCUAUCGUUAAGUUCUUCUGAUGUUUGUUGGAGUUACUACUAACACUAAUAGAAAUAGCUUUCACGUAUUAUAUAUAUAUAUGACAUUGUCUAGUUUGAUAACUAGUCGAAAAACACAAAUAGAGAUGUGACAAAUAUAUGUAACUUUUUAAUUUUAAUUUUGUGUUAAGAUCCUGGUAUCAAAUGAGAUAAAAGUAAAUAAAUUGUAACGGGACAUCAUAUCUUAUAAAAAUAACAUAUUAUUACUGCAUUUGUAUAACGUUUAAUCGGUGUUAUCAUAAUUCAUUCAACCACAUAAUUUUGUAUCUAGGUCACAACCAUAUUUUUUUAAAUGAGUUAUUAAAAUAUAGUAUAUAAUUUGUAUUUCCAUACUAAUGUUAUAUAUUCUAAAGUCUAUCUAUCUGUCAUAAUAUCACGGCUUUUAUGGCCCAACCAUUAGGUCGAUUUUAGUGAAAUUAUGAAUAGAGUUUUAUGAUAAGAGAUCAAACAUAGGCCACCGCGGGCAAAGCAGCGAGUAACAGCUAUUUAUAUACAUAUGUUUCGAAUAUAUAGUUUGGGGACCUGAAUACCAAAUUAUGUUGUUGAGUGUACGUAAUAAAAUUGAUAUCGGGAUUUCUACCCCUCUCACUGUUAUUUUAAUUUCCAAUAAUAAUUUAUUGAAUAAUAAUAUAUAGAAUAAAGUGUCUAAUCCUAUUAAGUCGUUCGUAUUCAAAACACCAACUAGUAUAUAAUGAACGUACGUUUUAUAGUGUAUUAUUAAAUUUCUUGCAUUAUAAAAUUAUACCUUACCCCUUUAACUAAAACUUUUUGCUAAUAUUUCAUAACAGUGUUUGAAUACCUACUUUUUAAUCCCUAGUAUUACUACCUCGACAUUUUUACAAGUUAUAGAUACAUUUUUAUCAAAUUGUAUAGUUAUUACUGCCGUCAUAAUAUUGAAUUUAGUAAAAAAUGGUAUUUGAAUAUUAAUGGUUUAAAUUUUUCAACAAAACAAAUUAAUUGUUAUGUUUUGAUUUAUAACAAACGAAUUUUUAUUUAUUUCCAUCACGAUAUUUUACAUUCAAAUAAUUGAAUUAGAGAAUGCACUUAAUUUUCCUGUAGGUAACUCCCAACGCACAAUGGAUUAAAUAGUGAUUUGUCCUCGAAAUAUUUUAAUAAUCUUGAAAUAAAGUAGCCUAAUGAAUUGUCCCCAAAAUUAAAUCUAGUCACUAAGGUAAUUGCUUUAUAGUUUGUUAUUUAUCUAUAUUUACUAUUAGCAAACAUAUUUUGAUGAUUUGUCUCCUUCAAUCCAGUCUCGUACCAAUGUCAAACAUUUGUUACGAUAGGAGAAAUCAUAAAAAUAUAUUUGCAAAUUCGAUUAACUAUUUUUAGCGAAAUUUCAAAAUUAAUCUAUUUAUUUGUAUUAAGAAUUGACCAAAUGUUGUUUAAGAUUGAUAAAAAAGUAGAAUUUGUAAAUAAUAGACACAAAUCACUAAGACAUUAUGUACUUUAAAAUAAUUGUGUAAAUACCAGUUGUAUUUGCGAAUUUUAAUGUAAAUAAGUAAUUUAAAGAAUAACGGUUCCAGUAAAUUAUUUUUAAAUAUGCAUUAAUUGCAUAGGUCGACAAACUAGUAAGAAGUGAUAAUAUAUAUCGCUUUUUAUAGGUACUUUUGAAAAAAUUAAGUUCAAAAAGGCACAGUAAUUCCUGGGUUGACAAGGGUUCAUAUCUUUCAUAGUUUAUUUUUUUAUUUCAUAUUUAAUUUAUUUGCAUUUCGAAUUUAUUUGAAUUUAGAAUACUUCCGAUUUAAUAUUUUACAUUGAUCGUAAUAAUAUUGACAUGUAUCAAUUUGUUGAAAAAUCUAUGAAAUUUAACCUACUAUUUCAAUAUUUGUUACCAAUAAAUACCAACGACAGUAAUUUAUAAACAUCCAAGUCUUUCAUGAACUAAUAUGGAAUUAAUCAACGAUUUGUCGGUUAUAUGUUCAGAUGAGAAAUUGGUAUGCGCCGGGUAAAACGCAAAUAAAAGCAUGAAUCAUGAACGUUUUCGCCUGGGUGUACCUUUUUCUAGUUAUAAUAAACUAGUUAUUCGACCUAUGUAAUGUAGUUUUUUGAGUUGAAUGCCAAUGGAUUGUUCUAUGCGGUGCGUAAAAGAAGAGAGGAAACUUUUGUGAUCAUUGUUGAAAUGAAAGUGUAACUUGGAUUAUAUGAGCUGUAGUAUUUUUUAA
Plodia interpunctella (Indianmeal moth) is the source of this 7101-nucleotide messenger RNA. It is a transcript of the gene SK, whose product is annotated as small conductance calcium-activated potassium channel. Gene Ontology annotation, cellular component: neuronal cell body; plasma membrane; neuron projection. The record is from RefSeq and is a predicted model, not a curated record. Bases 617 to 3241 code for a protein of 874 amino acids. Gene Ontology annotation, biological process: potassium ion transmembrane transport. The transcript is spliced from 19 exons. NCBI's taxonomy places the organism in Eukaryota, Metazoa, Arthropoda, Insecta, Lepidoptera, Pyralidae. Gene Ontology annotation, molecular function: calmodulin binding; small conductance calcium-activated potassium channel activity.